AACUGGAACAACAGGCAGUUGCUCAAGGAGGGAAGGGGAGGCAAUUUAUAGUAACAAAGCGCGGGGGUAUAAAAAAGGGAGGCACGCCCUGGAAUCUUCACCAUAGACUUUGCCCUUGCUAGAGACAACUCAGCACAAUGGUCCCUCUCGCGUGUCUUCUGAUCGUCAUCCCACUGGCGGCGGCCGGGGGCUGGGACAACAACCAGCAGAUGGCCAUGAUGCAGAACAUGAUGCAAAACAUGAUGCAGCAGCAGCAAGGCUGGGGCUGGGGCGGACAGCAGCAGGGAGACGGCAUGCAGCAGGGAGGUGGCAUGCAGCAGGGAGGAAGCAACGGCGGACAGGGCAACUGGUGGGGUAUGCAGUCCCAGCAGGACUACGAGGCCUACAUGAAGUGGUGUGAGGAGAACAAGAUCCGCCAACAAGAGCAGGAGAAACAGCGGGAGCUCAUCCAGAUGUGGGAGAAACAGGAAGAGAGCAGGAAGAUGGAGGUGAGUCACAUGUAUACACACAAUGGAAUAUCUAUACGCAGUUUUUAAGGAGAAUUCAUACACAUGCACGCCCUCAGGAACUCACGCACGCACGCACGCACGCACGCACACACGCGCGCAUGUACGAACGA
Messenger RNA from Aplysia californica (California sea hare), 619 nucleotides. RefSeq lists its product as uncharacterized. The record is from RefSeq and is a predicted model, not a curated record. The coding region runs from base 138 to 536 and encodes 132 amino acids. NCBI's taxonomy places the organism in Eukaryota, Metazoa, Mollusca, Gastropoda, Aplysiida, Aplysiidae. The transcript is spliced from 3 exons.